UGACGACACCGGAAUCCGGAAGCGGGGGUUUCCACAGCGGAGAAGGGAAGGGCGACCUCCGCAUUUGGACUUUCUCGGAGCUCAGGGGCCCUACGAACUGACAGGCCGUCACUCCUGCCCACUUCACGUUCGACCGACUCUACCGACAGACGCUGACUUGUUGGAUGAGCAGACACCUCUGGAAGAAUCAGUUGUGUGAGAUGGUGCAACCUAGUGGUGGUCCGGUAGGGGACCAGGACAUGCUAGGUGAAGAGUCUUCUCUGGGGAAGCCAGCCAUGCUACAUGUGCCUUCAGAGCAGGGCACCCCUGAGAGCCUCCAGCGCUGUCUAGAAGAGAAUCAAGAGCUCCGAGAUGCCAUCCGGCAGAGCAACCAGAUGCUGCGGGAGCGCUGUGAGCAGCUGCUCCAUUUCCAGGUCAGCCAAAGGGAAGAAAAGGAGUUCCUCAUGUGCAAAUUUCAGGAAGCCAGGAAGCUGGUGGAGAGACUGAGCCUGGAGAAGCUUAACCUAAGAAGGCAGAGGGAGCAGGCCAUGCAAGAAGUGGAGCAGCUGAAGAGAUGCCACCAGCAGAUGGCUGAGGACAAGGCCUCCGUGAAAGCCCAGGUGACAUCAUUACUGGGGGAGCUCCAGGAGAGCCAGAGUCGCUUGGAGGCUGCUACCAAAGAACUCCAGACUUUGGAGGGCAGGGCGCGGGCAGCCAGCGAGCAGGCCAGGCGGCUGGAGAGCGAGAGGGAGGCUCUGCAGCAGCAGCACAGCGUGCAGGUGGACCAGCUGCGGAUGCAGAGCCAGAGCAUGGAGGCUGCCCUGCGCAUGGAGCGCCAGGCUGCCUCAGAGGAGAAGCGGAAGCUGGCCCAGUUGCAGAUGGCUUAUCACCAGCUCUUCCAAGACUAUGACAACCACAUCAAGAGCAGUGUGGUAAGCGGUGAGCGUAAGCGAGGAAUGCAGCUGGAGGACCUCAGGCAGCAGCUCCAGCAGGCUGAGGAGGCCCUGGUGGCCAAGCAGGAAGUGAUUGACAAGCUGAAGGAGGAGGCUGAGCAGCACAAGAUUGUGAUGGAAACAGUGCCAGUUCUAAAGGCCCAGGCGGAUAUUUACAAGGCAGACUUCCAGGCUGAGAGGCAGGCCCGUGAGAAGCUGGCUGAGAAGAAGGAGCUUCUGCAGGAGCAGCUGGAGCAGCUACAGCGCGAGUACAGCAAGCUGAAGGCCAACUUCCAGGAGUCAGCCAGGAUUGAGGAUAUGAGGAAGCGUCAUGUAGAGACCUCCCAGCCCCCUUUGCCCCCUGCCCCAGCUCACCACUCUUUUCACCCGGCUCUGCCCAACCAGAGGAGAAGCCCUCCAGAGGAGCCACCUGACUUCUGUUGUCCCAAGUGCCAGUAUCAGGCUCCUGAUAUGGACACUCUACAGAUCCAUGUAAUGGAGUGCAUUGAGUAGUGCUGGCUGCUCCAAUGACACCAGCAUAUGCUGUAUGCUAUGCUCAGGGCGAUGUAAUCUGUGCUUGCCUCUCCUGCCUGCUUAGACCAGAACUAAGAACUUAGUGCCAAAAAGUGGAUCCCAGGGAGGAACUGCAGGGCUUUCCUUCAGUGUUUUUAUCUGCUAGUCCACUUCUUUUGUGGUAACUGGCGCUCCAGUCAGGUUGCAUGCUUUGCCCUCUUUCUUGUGUUCAGUCUGCUUCAACCAUAUGGUUCUGGUGGCUAAUCUUGUCCUCUGUCCCCUCCAGAAUGGAGGUAGGGGCUCUCAAAAAAAACCACUUGCCUAAUCAGAGCUGGGUGUAGCUUGACUUCUCUCUGGCUGUUGAUUUGCCUGCCCUGAGCCCUUGAGCUCUAGCCUCUCUACCUGUGAUCACAUAGCACUCUACUUGGUUGCCAUACCAUGGUAUGUUUAACCAAUGCCAUUAAUGGGCAUUUGCUUUUUGUCCUCCAGCAUUUUUGCUACCAUAAAUGAUGUGGUGAAGAUGCUUUCAUGCUAAUCAUGUGUGUCUUUGGGAUGCUUAGAAGUGGUACUGCAGCCUUUCCAGGGAGGA
This is a messenger RNA of Perognathus longimembris pacificus (Pacific pocket mouse), 2013 nucleotides long. RefSeq names its product inhibitor of nuclear factor kappa B kinase regulatory subunit gamma (gene Ikbkg). Bases 165 to 1424 code for a protein of 419 amino acids. Gene Ontology annotation, biological process: positive regulation of canonical NF-kappaB signal transduction. Gene Ontology annotation, molecular function: K63-linked polyubiquitin modification-dependent protein binding. The record is from RefSeq and is a predicted model, not a curated record. The transcript is spliced from 10 exons. Gene Ontology annotation, cellular component: nucleus; IkappaB kinase complex; cytoplasm. NCBI's taxonomy places the organism in Eukaryota, Metazoa, Chordata, Mammalia, Rodentia, Heteromyidae.